This is a messenger RNA of Bombina bombina (fire-bellied toad), 1151 nucleotides long. RefSeq names its product inhibitor of DNA binding 2 (gene ID2). The coding region runs from base 100 to 501 and encodes 133 amino acids. Lineage: Eukaryota; Metazoa; Chordata; Amphibia; Anura; Bombinatoridae. The record is from RefSeq and is a predicted model, not a curated record. The transcript is spliced from 3 exons. Gene Ontology annotation, biological process: cell differentiation; negative regulation of transcription by RNA polymerase II; circadian regulation of gene expression. Gene Ontology annotation, molecular function: protein dimerization activity; transcription regulator activity. Gene Ontology annotation, cellular component: nucleus; cytoplasm.
GCUUAAUUCUGAGCUAGUACGCGCAGCGUGUGUUUGUGGAUUUAAUAAGGAAAAGGUUCUUCUUCUUGUUGUGGGACUUGUAUACAUUAGCUUGAAACCAUGAAAGCUUUCAGCCCAGUAAGAUCUGUGAGGAUAAACAGCCUAACGGAGCACAGUAUAUCUAGGAGCAAAACGCCUGUGGAUGACCCCAUGAGCCUGCUGUACAACAUGAAUGACUGCUAUUCCAAGCUGAAGGAACUGGUGCCGAGUAUUCCACAGAACAAGAAAGUCAGCAAGAUGGAAAUCCUGCAGCACGUCAUAGAUUACAUUCUGGAUCUGCAGAUCGCCUUGGAUUCCCACCCGACCAUUGUCAGUCUCCAUCAUCCCAGGCUGGGACCAAAUUCUUCGUCCACCAGGACACCACUGACCCCCUUAAACACAGACAUCAGCAUCUUGUCAUUGCAGGCGUCUGAAUUGUCAUCAGAGUUUAUCACGAAUGACAGCAAAGCUCUUUGUCCUUAAACAAAAAAUGGUGUUCCCUGACUGUUUUUCUUUGCACAUCAUGGCUACAAGACUCCCUUUUAUUUCAUUAUUUGACUGCUGAAUUUGUACAGCAAGCUUUCCGGAAAGAAGAGGGGUGAAAUCUGUGGCUUAUGAAAAGGGACUCAAAUCCAAUUUAUAAAUAUAUAUAUUUUUAUUUUUUGUUCCUCAUCCCACUUUUUCCCUAAUAUUCCAAAAAAAACAGCUUAUUGAACUGAUUUUAGUUUAUUUAUGAAGAGACUUCUAAUGACCUUUUCAUUCGUGGGAAGGCUUCAUCUACUAUAUCUCCUAUAGGGAGUGAAAGCUAAACGUACCACAAGGGAUCUGCCACUUACCAACCAGCUUUUAAACUGACCUUUUCUUAAUAUAAAGGGAAGCAUCUGGCAACCGGAUCAGACACAAUCAGAUGUUUAAGAGGUUUAUUUUAUGGCACCCUGGACUGAAUGAUAUUGUAAAUAUUUAAAAUCGUGAACUCUUAUUUUGAGUUUUUGUUUCUUUCCUUGUACAGUGGCAGAGAUGUUGUAUUUCUGCAAAAAAUGUGUAAUGAUGAUGUACUUAAAUCAUGCAAACUUUUUAUAAAAGUUUGGUUGUAAGCUUAACCUUUUUAUACAGAAUAAAUCGUGUUUAUUGAA